AUGCAUGCACGCCUCAUCGAUCACGGCCAGUUCAUCACUUUGGGCGCCUCCGAGACGUUCAACUCCCCGUUCAUGUUCCUCCGAUGCGCUGCUGCUCCACCGCACGAGUGCGAGGCCCGGUUUGAGCUCAAUGGCAACGUUACGUCGCUGCAAUCCCUCGGUCAAAAGCAUGCCCUCCACCCCACCGCCGAUGGCGCCUUUGUUCUCUUUCCCGUCGAAAACAAGGGGGUGGUCACCGCCAAGGCCGUCCUCUGCUCGCCGCUCUACUCGUGCUCGGUCAACGAGAUGACGUUCUCCGUCUCAUCGCUGGCCACCACCACCACUGCGUAUCAUUCUGCUCGCAACCUGUACUUUGUCGGCGCUAGCUCUGGUGGUGUCCUUCGGCUUCUAGUCUGCAACGCAUCCAGUCCGUGCUUCGCUCUCACUCUCGACACUGGUUCGUUUACCAGCUUCAACGGCAUGCCGCUCCAGAUCCACGUUUCGGCCGAGCUCGACGACGUCGUCAUCCUUGCUCCGCACGACGUCACCUACGCCUCGGUCGCCGUCCGCGAGCUCAUUGCCAUCCACUGCAAGCUCGGUGAUCUCCUCGACCGUGGCCUCUCCACCACAGAUGCUUGCUCUAUCGAGAACCUCUCGGCUGUGCUCCGCGACCCCUCCGCGACGCCGGUCGCCACCGUCUCCAAUUCGCACUUUGAUCGCGCUUUUGCCGCAGCUGCCGUCGCGCCCGUCGUCAGCAUCUUCUCCAAGAACGCUGCUGAAGAGAUCGUGUUGUGGACCAUCGACCGCUCACCCUGCCCGCCGGGCCACGCCUCGACGCUGCUCGCAUGCAACCCGUGCCCGGCCGGCACCUACCUUCCGACAGGAGGCCAGAAGUGUACUGUCUGUCCCGCCGGCACCUUUGCCUCGGACAUCGCCUCGACCUCGUGCACACCAUGUGCCGGUCCGGGCACAUGCUAUCCGGGCUCGACUGCUGACACCUCGCUCUCCCAGACCGCCAUCGCGCCGCAGCGUGCCUCCUCGCUCCGCCGCAACGAGACCACCGCCUUUGAGCCCACCAUCUUUGCCUUUGCCGAGUCCAACUUUCGCAAUCCCGAGUACGUCAAUGAGACCACGUUCGUCCUUGUCAUCGUAUGGGCUGUCAUCGCGGGCAUCGUCAUCCUGGUCUUCUUUGUUUUUACCGUCGUCUCCUCCCGUACAAAUAUCGAAGACACAUCGCAUCCCUCGCUCAUGGGCCGCGCCGUUGCCGCCCUCGCCGCAUGUGACAUCUUCUUCCGCGUCAGCGCAAAGACCGUCCCUGCUGCUGACGCCCCGAAUGACGACGGCCUCAAGGCCCGUGCUCGUGCCACCGUCAAGGUCCUCAUGCAGCACCGCUCACCGCUCGGCGGUGUCCUUGCCCUCGUCACUAUGCUCGGCCUUGUUGUCGUCAUCCUCGCUCUCUCGCUCAAGUUCUCCAUGGAUAACGCCACCAUCACCCCGUCGCAGCGGCCGUCGGGCAUUGCUCCGGGUGCCACCUUUACCCUCCCGCGCAUCCGCGUCACCGUCGACGUCUACGGCGUCGAUACUGAGCGCAACUGCAUCGCCAACGACACCACGAGCUGUGCGUCCAACAUCGCCGUCACCGCCGCCAACGUCGCUGCUGCAGAGUCCACCUCAUCCUCCUGCUCCGUCCCGCAGCAGUCUAUUUGCCGCGUCUCGUGGCUCUGUGAGGCCUGCACCCUCGUCGAGACCCCGCAGGUUAACGUCGAUCUCGGCUCCGCUGUCCCAUUUGUCCGCAACACCCUCGUUGCUGUCGAGCUCGCCCGCUCCGACCUCGCCUUUGGCGUCGAGGGCGGCUCAUCGCGCGUCGAGUUCUUCCUUGCGCCCUCGACUGCCAACCGCGUCUUCCAGAAGUCACCGCCGGCCCCACCGGCCUCCAUUCUCUCCUUUGUCGGCUACGCCAUGCAGACCGUCGACUAUCGCGCGUCCGAGUCGAACCCGUCGCGGACCCUCGGCUAUGGCGUGACCGAGGGCCGGCUCGAGCUCCGCGGCUCCGAGGUCAACGAGGACAACAUCGUCUUUGUUCCAUCGCCUGGCGCUACCGCCAUCACUGUCCGCAUCCUCCCGGCCUCCUUCCAUACGAUCACCGAAGUCCGACAGGUUCAAUCGUUCCUUGCAUUUGCUGGUGUAGUCGGUGGCGCCGCCUCGGCUCUUCUUGGCAUCGGCACCCUUGUCGUCAAGUCCAUCGAGCGCUUCCGCUCCUGGCGUAAGCGCUCGUCCAAGGACGAACCCGGCUCCAGGCUCUCUACCGACGACUCGGACGACUACACGCUCCUCUCGUCCUCGGCCUCGCUCUCGGACUCAGACUCGCCGGCCUCGGCCCACCCGCUCAAGUCGUCCAGCCCUGCCGCCAAGCCAUCGUCGCCUGCCGCCAAGCCACCCGCUUCCAAGGCUUCUUCCAAGACCGCAACACCGACCUCCAAGGCCAAGGCCAAGGCCAAGGCCAAGAGCAGCAAGUCCAAGUUGUAG
Thecamonas trahens ATCC 50062 is the source of this 2505-nucleotide messenger RNA. RefSeq lists its product as uncharacterized. The record is from RefSeq and is a predicted model, not a curated record. The coding region runs from base 1 to 2505 and encodes 834 amino acids. NCBI's taxonomy places the organism in Eukaryota, Apusomonadida, Apusomonadidae. The transcript has a single exon.